Molecule: messenger RNA, 2199 nt
Organism: Lepus europaeus (European hare)
Lineage: Eukaryota; Metazoa; Chordata; Mammalia; Lagomorpha; Leporidae
Gene: ZUP1
Product: zinc finger containing ubiquitin peptidase 1
Exons: 10
Coding region: 265-1998 (577 amino acids)
Source: RefSeq, a predicted model, not a curated record
UCCUGCAGACCGAGGAAGUGCUGUUUUGAACGCGGAACUGGGGAUUAAGGUUUCUUGGAGCUGUUCAUUCUUUUCUAGUUAAUUGUGAAUCUCUGGGCUCCGGGAAGGCUUGAGCUUAGGCUUUCAAUACAGGAGAGGUAUCGGACGCCGCACACGCUCUCUUCUGCCGGCGGGACCCUGCUGCUGUAGCCGCGGGCUCGAAGAGGAAGCAGCGGGGUGCGUGGGGUUUCAGCUGCCGAUCUCUGGGCGGCUAGCUGUCAUACCAUGCUUUCUUGUGAUAUUUGUGGUGAAACAGUAAGCUCGGAGCCAGACAUGAAGACUCAUCUCCUGAUUGUUCACAUGGAAAAUGAAGUUAUAUGUCCAUUCUGCAAGUUGUCUGGUGUGAAUUAUGAUGAAAUGUGCUUUCAUAUUGAAACUGCUCAUUUUGAACAUAGCACACAAGAAAGAAACUUUGAGAGAAUAAAUACAGUACCUUAUAGAAGUUCAGAUAACAAGAAGGACAACACCUUGCAGGGUAGAAUAGAAGUUAAUUCAAGUCAUUCAGCUUGUGCAUCUAAUCAUCCAAAAAAAUCAGCUCAAAACCUGCCUGAGGAUGGUGCCUUAAAACAUGACUUGUAUUCAGAGAACUUAACUGAGUCAAGAAAAUUCAUGAAAGGUAGAGAAAAACAGCCUCGCAUAACAGAAAUAAAAGGAUCAAUUUAUGAAACCACAUAUAGUCUUCCUGAAUGUCCAUUCUGUGGAAAAAUAGAGGAUCAUAGUCAAGAUAUGGAAACUCAUGUGAAAACCAACCAUGCUGAUCUUUUGGAUACUCCCUUAGAAGAAUGUGAUCGACCACUCUACGACUGUCCUAUGUGUGGGCUCAUCUGUACAGAUUACCGUAUUCUGCAGGAGCAUGUUGACUUGCAUUUAGAAGAAAGCAGUUUUCAACAAGGCAUGGACAGAGUCCAGUGUUCCAAUGAUUUACAAUUGGCUCACCAACUUCAACAAGAAGAAGACAGAAGGAGAAGAUCUGAAGAAUCAAGACAAGAAGUGGAAGAAUUUCAGAAGCUACAGAAACAGUAUGGUUUAGAUAAUUCUGGGGGAUACAAAGAACAGCAACUACGAAAUAUGGAGAUAGAAGUAAACAGGGGAAGGAUACAUCCAUCUGAAUUUCAUAGGAGAAAAGCUGAUAUGAUGGAAUCAUUGGCUGUUGGUGUUGAUGAUGGAAAAACAAAAACUUGUGGAAUUAUGGAAGCACUUCAGAGAUAUUAUCAGAACGCUGCCACAGAAGUGAGGCAUGUGUGGCUUUCUACAAUGGUGGAUCACUUUCAUUCAUCUUUGGGCGACAAAGGCUGGGGUUGUGGUUACAGAAAUUUCCAAAUGCUACUUUCAUCAUUAUUACAAAAUGAUGCUUACGAUGACUGCUUGAAAGGUAUGUCAGUUCCUUGUAUCCCCAAAAUUCAGUCCAUGAUUGAAGAUGCCUGGAAGGAAGGUUUUGAUCCUCAGGGGGCUUCUCAACUUAACAACAAGUUACAGGGAACAAAAGCCUGGAUUGGAGCAUGUGAAAUUUAUACACUCCUCACCUCCCUUAGGGUAAAGUGCCGUAUUAUUGAUUUUCACAAGUCAACUGGUCCUUUAGGCACACACCCUCGCUUAUUUGAGUGGAUAUUGAAUUAUUAUUCUUCAGAGAGGGAAGGGAGUCAAAAGGUAGUGUGUACAUGUAAACCUCCUAUCUAUCUUCAGCACCAAGGUCACAGUCGUAUAGUUGUUGGAAUCGAAGAGAGAAAAAACCGUACAUUAUGUUUACUAAUAUUUGAUCCUGCAUGUCCUUCUCGAGAAAUGCAGAAACUAUUAAAGCAAGACAUAGAAGCUAGCAGUUUCAAGCAACUUCGGAAAUGUGUGGGAAAUUUAAAACAUAAGCAAUACCAGAUCGUGGCAGUAGAGGGCACUCUUUCUCCAGAAGAGAAAGCUGCCAGGAGACAAGCUUCUCAAGUCUUUACAGCAGAGAAGAUUCCUUGAAGAAUUAAGCAUUUUAGCAAUUGUGGAAUUGUACCUUGUUCUUCAAAUUAAAAUAUUGAACUCCUUAAUACAGCUAUUAAAUCUAUGAAUUCUCCAAGGACUUAAUAUAUAAUUUAAUUUCAAAAUUGCCUAGAUUAAUUAAAAUAUACCUUUAAUACUUCACUGUUUAGUAAUUCCUUCAAUAAAAUCUCGUUUGCAUUG